CGUAUUCGUUGGUUCGUUUCCUAUAGUGCCAUUCUAGUCGAGUGUGUGCUCACCUCUUCACCGAGAGUACACAUAGUACCAACAAUAACAACAACCGUCGCAAAAGUACACACCACCUCCACCAGAAACGUAGUGUCCAUCACGGCACCAAGUAGUUCAUAGUUGGUGUAUCGAUACGUAGACGUUGCUGAUAGCCAUCUCUAUCGUUGCAACCACUCGUCCAUAGAGGGGAGGGAACCGAACAAUUCUUUACAAUACCCCGUGCUUACUCAGCAAUAGUAACAACAGCAACAACAAGAUGUCCACGUCUCGUCUCCCCGCCGCGGUGACGAGCUUUGCCUACCGUUGGCUCGCCGAAACGGAGGCCGACGGGGAAGUCCAUUCCGAAUUCGGAGUCCACAUUGCCUACGAAGAUUUGUACGACUUUGUCGUCUUUCUCACCUGCAUUUACCUCGCGGGACACAUCGCCACUUACUGUAAAAUGCCAGGCUUAGUGGGAGAAAUCAUUGUCGGGAUCGUCCUCGGACCGCCGUUGGCGGAUUUCGUUCCCAAUCCGGAAGCCUGGGUAUUGCUCGGUGAGGUCGGACUCGUCAUUCUCGUACUCGAAGCGGGUAUUGAUAUCGACGUAUCCACACUCAAACUGAUUGGAACCCGCGGAUUUCUCAUUGCCUUUGUCGGAUCGGUGCUACCGAUUGGUAUCGGAAUUCUACUCGCCAUUCUCGUCAACGGAACCGACGAUAUCAAGGCAGCCAUUGCGGCGGGGGCCACCUUUGGACCCACCAGCUUGGGCAUUGCCCUCAAUAUUCUACGUUCCGGGGGCAUUCUCAAUACACCCGUCGGACAACUCAUCAUCUCCGCCGCGGUGAUUGACGACAUGAUUGCCCUCAUCGUCCUUUCCCAACUGGAAUCCUUGGCCGGAACCAUUGACGCCGCAGGUAUUCUCAUUCCCAUUGUCUCGGCCGUGCUCUUUCUGGUCGUUGGUGGUUACCUGGCCCUCUUUGUGGCACCCCCCUUCCUCAACCAAUACGUGCUCAAGCAUUUUGAACAGGAAUCGCACGGAAAAAUUGAAAUGGCCGUCAUGUUUGGCAUCCUACUCGCCUUGAUGCCCGCGACCUUUUACGCCAAGGCAUCGUACUUGAUGGGCGCCUUCGUGGCCGGAUUGGCCUUUUGUACCUCGCACGAUCUCCACGAAACCUUUGUACGACAAUUUAAACGACUCUUGCAGUGGCUCAUGCGCAUUUUCUUUGCCGCCAGUAUCGGAUUUCAGGUACCUAUCAAGGACCUCUUCCAACACCACGUCCUCUGGAAGGGACUCGUCUUUACUCUGGCGUUGACGGGCAAAUUGGCCGUCGGAUUUAUGGUACCGAACUUUACUCAAUCCAAAUCCUUCACCGGCAUUCAUCUGCGCGACUGUCUAAUUACGGGAUUUAGCAUGGCGGCGGAAGGGGAAUUCGCCUUUGUCAUUGCCGUCUUUGCCGUGGACAAAGGACUGAUCGACAAGGAUUUGUACGCUUCGGUGGUCCUCGCCGUCCUCAUCUCGACCAUCAUUCCACCGUUUCUUCUGCGCUUUACCAUUUCCCACUACAAUAAAAAGGCGGAAGAAGCCAUCAAGGCCCUGGCCAAUGCCGAAAUGGAACGUCAGCACAAUUUGGAACACGAACUCGAACAUGUCGUCAUGGGCGACGAUCACCUCGCGAGGCUGGAGGACGAAAUUAAAUCCCAUCGAGCCGUGUUUCUGUGCAUCCAAACACAGUCCGAGGCACGAUGGGGACUCAUGCACAACAUGAUGAAGGCGAUUGCGAAACUCGGACUGGACAUUAUCGAUCAUCGUUCUUGGCAUCCACGUGGCAUUCACUCAACCUUGGUCAACGAAGUGUACGUCAAGGACCAGUUCGAGAAGACUGCCAAAGGGCAGGCUCAGCAAGCCUUGAAUACUCGCAUCCAAGAAAUCCACGAUGCGUUGGAAGACACAAUUGAUCAAAAAGAAACGGCCCGCGUCAAGGUGCAGCGCUGGUACCCAGGUGUGGUCGAGGAGAUUGUCGAAAGCGUUCACGAAAGAAAGCGUCACGGAAGAACCAAGAUCAAUUUAGAAGAGCGCCUCUUGUCGGAAGCUUCCAAAGCAUUGGAUCGUCGUCAGUCAGCACAAGUAUUGGCGACGAAAGAAAAGACGGUGGAAGAAAUCCUGGCGGGGAUGCAAAAGGAUACGGAAGGCAUGCCGGUCAUUGAAGAACAUAAGGCUGGUCCAAUUCCACAAGAGCAUAAAAAGCAACAAAGUCGGCGCCGUCGACAAAAGAUGCGAAGUACGCCGGUCGUGGGUGGUGGCUUGUUCGACAAGCGCGAAGUACAGGAAGAAAAGGAAGAGGCUCCGCCUUCCAAAUCAGGUUCGGGGCAAUGGACGCCCACUUUCGACUUUAAGGUUCCCGGUCACAAGGCCGAAAUUAUUGUCAAAGGUGAAUCCUAUGACAUUCGGAUCAACGACGCCACGUUGAAGAAACUGCGGUCCGGGUUCAGCGGGGAUAUGCUCGACCAUCGUGGUCUUUCGGCUAGCGAAGGAGUUUCGAUCCAGCCCGAUCGCUCAAACGUUGUCAACAAUUUGCAUGGAUACGUGCGUAAUCCACAGUUGGGCAAAAUUGUCGAAGAGACGAUUGUCGAUUCUGAAUCAGAAACGUCAAGCGUAAGCCAUCAAAAUGUCACAAAUCCGCAUGAUCCCCCUGUAUAAGCUGAGAAUUAUGUUUGUCGUUUCGACAGUAUUUAUAAUCAACAAGUUUACUUUUAC
Messenger RNA from Phaeodactylum tricornutum CCAP 1055/1, 2776 nucleotides. RefSeq lists its product with no specific name. Gene Ontology annotation, molecular function: antiporter activity. The transcript has 3 exons. The record is from RefSeq and is a predicted model, not a curated record. Gene Ontology annotation, cellular component: membrane. Bases 299 to 2719 code for a protein of 806 amino acids. Lineage: Eukaryota; Bacillariophyta; Bacillariophyceae; Surirellales; Neidiaceae. Gene Ontology annotation, biological process: proton transmembrane transport.